Molecule: messenger RNA, 5385 nt
Organism: Micropterus salmoides (largemouth bass)
Lineage: Eukaryota; Metazoa; Chordata; Actinopteri; Centrarchiformes; Centrarchidae
Product: SEC14-like protein 1
Exons: 16
Coding region: 399-2585 (728 amino acids)
Biological process (GO): negative regulation of RIG-I signaling pathway
Cellular component (GO): cytosol; cytoplasm
Molecular function (GO): RIG-I binding
Source: RefSeq, a predicted model, not a curated record
GCAUGACAGAGAGAGGAGGAGAGGACUCCUGAGAGAGGACCGCUGUUACAGGACUACUGUCCUCCUGUGCCGACACGUCAUAUAUUUAGGCGUCAUUUAACAGUGGUCUGUGGUGGAUAUUUAGUUUAACACUGUCCAUUAGUGUCGCGCUGUGAGGAGGACUUGUCCCACUGUUAGCUUGUUUGCUAGUUUACUCCGGCUGCAUGGCUAGCUAGCACAAUAAAGCUAACUGUCGUUAGCUUCUGGCUUCAGCGGCGAAGUGAAGAGCCGAGGAGGGGAAUGGCAAGAGUUUACUCGGAUAGCGCUUUCAGAAGAAACAACGACUAACCAGCCUAAACCAGCCCAAAUCUCGGUAGUUCUCUGAUUCACCGGUUGUUGGUGUUACUGUAAUCCCCACCAUGGUGCAGAAGUACCAGUCACCUGUGCGGGUGUACAAACAUCCUUUUGAGCUGGUGAUGGAGGCCUAUGAGCGCCGGUUCCCAACCUGUCACCUUAUCCCUAUGUUUGUGGCAAGUGAUGUGGUGGAAGAGGAGACCAGCGAGGACGGUUCCACCCACAGGGUUGAGCGCCGCUGUGCCCUGGAUGUUGACGCCCCACGCCUGCUCAAAAGGAUUGCAGGUGUAGAUUAUGUCUACUUCAUCCAGAAAAACACGCUGAACCGCAAAGAAAGGACACUUCACAUCGAAUCCCAUAAUGAGACCUUCUCCAACAGGGUCAUCAUCCAUGAGACCUGCUGCUAUUCGGUUCACCCGGAAAAUGAGGACUGGACAUGUUUUGAGCAGACCGCCAGCUUGGACAUCAAGUCCUUCUUUGGCUUUGAGAGCACUGUGGAAAAGAUUGCCAUGAAGCAGUAUGCCAGCAGUAUCAAAAAGGGAAAAGAAAUCAUAGAGUACUACCUGAAGGAGCUAGAAGAUGAAGGGAUCACCCAUGUGCCGCGCUGGACUCCCUCCUCUGUCCCCCUGUCUCUCCCCAGGCCAACUAGCCUCUCCACCAGCCCACUUGUUCUCCCAGAACUCUCAGUCACGCCCGCCGCUUGUGUCCCGCUGCCCACCGACACCAAGGACAGCACCUCCCAGGACACCAAGCAGGACAGCAGCGCCCUUCAGGCAGACAGCCUAACAGAGAUCCUGGCUGGUACACCUGAAGAUAAGUUGGAUGCAGACUAUAUCAAACGUUACCUAGGCGACCUGACCCCCCUGCAGGAGAGCUGUCUGAUCAGACUUCGCAAAUGGCUGCAGGAGACUCACAAGGGAAAGAUCCCUAAGGACGAGCACAUACUGCGUUUCCUGCGUGCCAGGGACUUCAACAUGGACAAGGCAAGGGAGAUCCUUUGCCAGUCGCUGACUUGGAGGAAGCAGCACCAGGUGGACUACCUUCUGGAGACCUGGAGCUCACCCCAGGUCCUCCAGGACUUCUACACCGGGGGAUGGCACCACCAUGACCGAGAUGGGCGUCCUUUGUACAUCCUGAGGUUGGGCCAGAUGGACACCAAAGGGCUGGUCCGUGCUCUCGGAGAGGAGUCUCUACUCAGACAUGUGCUGUCUAUUAAUGAGGAGGGUCUGAGACGCUGUGAGGAGAACACCAAGGUGUUUGGUCGACCCAUCAGCUGUUGGACGUGUCUGGUUGAUCUGGAGGGGCUUAACAUGCGUCACCUGUGGCGACCGGGAGUCAAGGCGCUGCUGAGGAUCAUUGAGGUCGUGGAGGCCAACUACCCAGAGACUCUGGGACGGCUGCUUAUCUUAAGAGCUCCCAGAGUUUUCCCUGUCCUCUGGACACUGGUGAGUCCGUUCAUUGAUGAAAACACCCGCAAGAAGUUCCUUAUCUACGCAGGCAAUGACUACCAGGGUCCUGGAGGGCUGGUGGACUACAUAGACAAGGAGAUCAUCCCUGACUUCCUGGGAGGAGAGUGUAUGUGUGAGGUACCAGAAGGCGGUCUCGUUCCCAAGUCGAUGUACCGCACAGCCGAGGAGCUUGAGAAUGAAGACGUUCGCCUGUGGACUGAGACGAUCUACCAAAGCGCCAGUGUGUUCAAGGGAGCUCCACACGAGCUUCUGAUUGAGAUCAUCGACGCCUCCUCGGUCAUCACCUGGGACUUUGACAUGUGCAAAGGUGAUGUGGUUUUCAACAUCUACCACUCCAAACGGGCCCCCCAGCCUCCGCGUAAGGACCCCCUGGGAGCCCACGGCAUUACCUCCCCGGGAGGUAACAAUGUCCAGCUUAUUGACAAGUCAUGGACACUGGGGCAGGAUUACAGCAUGGUGGAGUCUCCUCUCACCUGCAAAGAGGGCGAGAGCGUGCAGGGCUCCCAUAUUACCCGGUGGCCAGGUUUCUAUAUCCUCCAGUGGAAGUUCCACAACAUGCCGGCCUGCUCGGCCACCAACCUGCCCCGAGUGGAUGACGUGCUGGCCACCCUGCAGGUCUCCUCCCACAAGUGCAAAGUCAUGUACUACACCGAGGUGCUGGGCUCUGAGGACUUCAGGGGUUCGAUGACCAGCCUGGAGUCGAGCCACAGCGGUUUCUCUCAGCUCAGUGCCGCCACCACCUCCUCCAGUCAAUCACAGUCCAGCUCAAUGAUCUCCAGGUAGAAACUGGAAGCCUAAGACUCCAAUCCCCACAAUCACUCCCCCCUCCCCCUUAUGCUGCCCUUACCAUCAACUCACAAUUCUUCUCCUGCCCUUCCUCAUUGUCUUUUGACCUACUGCACAGCAAGUCUCUAUGGAACUGAAGCAUGCUUGCACAAACAGAAGACAAAGAAUAAAAUAAAAAAAAUCUGAGGCAAAAAGAAAAAAAGACUAUAUGUACAAUUUAAAGGGCUGAUUUUUGCACAAAGGUCAUAUUUUUUUUUUGUGCCUGGCAUCUCUGCUGGGCAGUAAUUUGAAUCAGAGCAUCAGCAGAAUGUUUGUUUGCGUCGUGUCCCGCACAGGGUGGAAAGGUUGAAGUUCAAGAGCUGAAACACCUUUUGUGGCACUGGAAGCCGAAAGAAGCAAUAUUCUCAUCCUGGGAGCAACGGGACCGGCUGAAGACACUGGAGGCACUGUUACAUAUAUGCAUUUACAUCUACACUCACAAAUACAGUACUGAGACGACGCAUACCUCAUUCAUGUGCGUUGGCUGAAAAACUGGAUGUGCUGUUACAUGCAAACACCACCACACGCACAGUGUUUGCCAUAUUACCAGAGGGGUUUCUUCAAUCUGGUGAAUUGUUUAUAGGUCAAGUGUGGGUGGGUCUGGGAAACUCUAAACUAGACCUGGGUCGAAUAUGAUGCAAUUAAUUUGUUAUUUUAAACUGCACGGAGCUACGGAGUGGGUGGAGCUUACUGAAUCACGGCAAUGCAGAUGGUGUCAGCAAAGUUGCCAGCUACCGGGGGGAAAAAAACAUAUUUUCCCGUGGCUGUGUGAGCUUUCUGUCGCUCACGUUGUUGUUUUAUGUGGCAAACCCCGCCCGUCCGUCUCACGAGGGCUUUAUCACACCUUGAAAAGCAUUUGAGUAUUUGACCUGGGUCUGAGUCUUGGCGAAAUAAUCCGCUAAAAGCAAUAACACGAGUUUGACUUCCUACUGUGUGAAAUAUUUCUACUUAUCAUUAAGAUAUGUGUGUGGAGGAUCAUGGGAACUGACUGCAGAUGACCACCUUUGUUGUUGUAAGCUGUGUACAGAUACGGGCAAACUGAGCCAGUAAACAGCUAAAUUCUGUGGCAACAACUUUAUCAUUUCUCGUCUCUUGUUAACAUUCUGUCAGGAGAGAAACAAAAAUAACUCGCCAGAUUUUCUCCUGGACAUGUUUUAUUUUCUUUGGAGUGACGACAGCUGGUUGGCUUUCUGUCCAGCGCCUACACGGUCGAGGAGCUCCAGUUGAAAUCAAGUCGUAAAGGAGAUGCCUUGUCACUGAUUUGUGAAUGUGCUACUGAUUGGCUUAGUGCUCGCUAACCAAUGAAAUGUCUGAAUUUGGAGGGUUGUAAUUGUGCAGAACUGCCAUCAUUCUCCACUUAUUUUUUUUUUUUUCCAGAGUGAUGUAGACUUCAGCGUGCAUUAGGGAUGAAUGUUACUUUGUGAUUAUCAUUAGAUGGUGCUCCAGUGGAGAACAUAUUGAUACUGUACAUGUGUUAGUGUUUGUUGGAGUUUGUUACUGUUUUUUUGGAGAUGAGUACUUGAUGGGGUUGAAGCAGUGUGUUGUGGUACUGCGUGCUCACGUGGUGAUUGGGUUUACAGAUCUAAUAUUUAAAAAAAGUAAUUAAGAUAUAGCCAUUUUAAGAGUCAUGUGUCAAUAAAUACCAUUUUAGCCUUUUGUAAGCAUCACUUUAGAAACGUACCUGCUUUUUUUUUCAAGGUCACUACUGUUUAAUAGAUGAACGAUUGUGAGCUGAAUGAUCAUUUCUAAAUACAACACGUCCAUGCAGUGGUUUUUAAAAUGCAGUUUAUGUGGUUGAUAAGAAUUGAUGACUUUAUGUAGAAAUGAUCACCAUUACCAUGAGUCAGUGCAUGCUGUUGCCAUGGUUGCCGAGUGCAGCUGACAGCAAAAAAACAAACAAACCCCAAACCGAUAAGACACAGAGGUUUUCUCCUUAUAUGGGAAUCAUCCUCCUGAAAAUACUGACCCUGCCUGUUUUUAAAUACAUUUUGAACUAUUAAUGAAAGGUCAAGGGUUAACUUGUGGGAACUAUAUGUCAUUAACUGCAAUAACAUGAAAUGCUUCACUGGGGGGGAAAAAGGACCUCCUCAGAUUGUGUGCUAUUGAGUGUGUAAAAGAAUGAAUGUUGGAAACGGUGGGGUUAAAUGAUAUGCCUGUAAAAUAUCUCUGCCCCUCACGGCAGGUGUGUUUCUCUACUCGGCCUCUUCUCACUUUCUGAAGCAUGCCUAGAACCACACGACUGACUUUCCUUCACCUGGUUAUUCCUUGAGGAGAUUUCCAUUUAAUGGUUCGGCUGAUGAUGAAACAAGUAACAUCAGAUCCAGACCUGACAACUCUUACACUUCCUUUUGGCUCUGUUUCUGCUCUUUGUCACUUGUACACUCCAGUUUUGCUGUGUUGCUUUCAAACACUUCAUUGUGUCUAUCUCAGAAAGCAGAGUGGACCUUGUUUGAAGCCAUAGGCAUAAAGAAGAAGUGUGCUCAGAUCAGAUGUUUUUGUUUCCUUUCUUAUUAAAUUCACUGCUGUCUCCUGCACCUCUGACUCUUUCAUCAAGAUCUCAUUGACAAAUGAGGGCUAUAACUGUUUGUCUGGACUUUAAAACUUUCUGUCUCUCCGCCUCCUUUUCUGACAUCGUUGCAUAUCUUUUCUUGACCUUGAUGUGAGGAAUUAUGUAAUAUGUACAUGUUUCAAUUAAUGAGAAUAUGGCGCCUUUACAUUUUUUGAAAACAAUUAAACUUGAAUUAUGGGAAAAUAAAAA